AUUUAUAAACUCUUUCGAUAUUUAACUAAAGAAAUUCAUAAGUAAGUAGGACAAUGUACUCGAUUCGUUAUUUGGCGCCGUUCUGUUCGCGUGUUCUAGUUCCACAGCUGAGUCGCUGUUUGGGUGCGAGAAGUUCCAGUUCCUCCUUGGCCAAUAACUCAGCCAAGUUAUUUACGUUUGGCAAUAUCGGUUAUAGUGGCACAAAUCCCAAUGCGAGGAGAAACAUUAUCACACGAUAAUGUGAGUCUUUGCAUACAGUUCAAUUGAUUCAUUUCAAUGGUUGUGGAGUGUCAGAGUGGACAGUAGGCAAUAUAGGAUGGGAUUGCGACGUGUCGCGUAGAGACAGUUGGAAAUUGUCAACAAGUAAAUUAGCCAUAGCCGGAAUCGAAAUCGAAUGGGACCAAAGCAAAGUUAUGCUGAGUGAUUCCAAGUAAUAUAUCAAUAAAUUAUCCAACUCCAACACCAACUCCAAGCUCAAGCUGAAUCUGAAGCCUCAUGCAAAACGCGUAACGAGCUUCGACCAGUUCAAUAAUCCCCCUUGGAUGAGGAAAGUCCAAAAAACAUUGAUCCGAUACCUCCGAUGCGAUGUCGAUGGUGAUGGUGAUGACGAUUGUGAUUGCGAUACCGAUAUAUAGUUUUUAUUCUAAAUAGAUAUUGCACAUGUGGCGGGUGGUUCGAUGGCUCGUUCUGUAGGCCAAAAUUAAGUUAUACGCCCCUAAUAAUAUGCAAUGCGUUCAUUUAUUCAUCGCCUUUAAGUUGCGACACCACAAGCUAUUCAUAUAUUCAAAAAUUUAUCAUAAAGUCUGACCGGGUCGGACCCUUCUUACGUGACCGGCUCGUUAUAGGAAUCUAAAGCGGAAAGCUCAGUUUCUUAUUCUCUUACGUUUGCUGUUGCUCAAUCCGAAAUCUUCUUUUGAUCUAUCCACAGCGCCCAUGACCAGCAGCAGCAGAAGAGCAGGAGCCACAGCUAAACUAAAUAUCAGAUUAUAGCCGACAAUCGGAAUCUCUUCCAGCUGCUCUUGUGAGGCGGAGCAGUCGGGGAAGAGGCGAUCCUAGGCAUAAUGUGUUCAAUAUUUCGUAAUCGCAUCAAUUACCGGGGCACAGGUACACGCAGUACAACAUCUGCUGGUAGUGGCAGCUCGACAGGUGCCGGAGCUGUUACUGGAGCAGGAGUUGGGGAUAGAGAUAAUCUGCUGGCCAAGGAACUCAAUGCCGACAGCAACAACAACGGCAGUAUAGCGGAUGAGGUGCCACAACUUCAUCCGAAUGCAGGAACAGAUGGAGAACUACCAAUGGAAGUAUCGGUGGAAACAUCCUUGCCAUCGUUGAAUGAAGACCAGCAGCCGGAGAACAGCAAUGAGGCUCUGGAUCUUUCCGUAAUCUCUGGCAGUCGAUUGCCCACAUCGGGGCACGUCGCACUUGAAGCUUUACAACAUACCAAAGUGGCGGUGGCGCAGUUCGCCGCAACGGCGCUAGCAGGAGCAGCCGAUCCCAGCGAUCUGGCCAUGGUACAGUCGACGAUCUUCAAUGUGCAGCGCCAACAUCUGAUGCAACUGCAGCUCAUCCAGCAUCUACAGAGUCAAUUGAAGAGGGCCGGAGGCGUGGUCGCUGCCCUCAGCAGACAGGGGCGGAACGAUGAAGAGCGCGACGACGUGGAAGAGGAGGAAGAUGCGGAAGUGGAGGCGGAAGCGGAGGUGGAGGAACAGAAGGUGCGAGAGACCGAGCAGGAAUAUCUGGUCAAGGGAAAGCCAAGGAUGAAUGGUGAAGUGCUCGAGGAUGACCACGUGCGGCUUAAGGAGAGUUUAAAGACUGAUGGGCAUAACUUGACCUUGAAAAUGGCAAUCGAGUGCAAUAAGGAAAGUGAAGGCGAACGGGAAAGAGAGCGAGAAAGAGAGCACAUCAAGCGGGAGGAUGAGCGCGAGAUUGAGGCGGAAGUCGAACCCGAGACGGAGAAUGAGUAUCAACCGCUAAUGUGCGAUAUCAGCUCCAGUCUGGCAUCGAGUAUUAUCACCAACCACGACCCGCCGCCAGCGCCCAAUGAGCCCAACUGCCUGGAGAUGCUGCAACGCCGCACGGAGGAGGUAUUGGAUUCCGCAUCGCAGAGCCUUCAUGCUGCACAAAUGCAAGAGGAGUACUCGGAAUAUGCCUCGAAAGAAGCACAGAGUCGCGGAGAGAUCUUUAAGCAUCGCUGUAAGUAUUGCGGCAAGAUCUUUGGCAGCUACUCAGCCCUGCAGAUCCAUCUGCGUUCCCACACCGGUGAACGACCCUUCCACUGCAACGUGUGUGGCAGCAAGUUCACAACUAAAGGUAAUCUCAAAGUCCACUACCAGCGUCACACUCAGAUCUUUCCUCCCAUGAUGCUGCCGCCUGUAGUAAAUGGAGGGGCCAUAGCAGGAGCAGGAGGAGGAUCAUCCUCGGGAAGUGCAGAACAGUUUGCCGCUCUGACGCCAAUUCGGUUACCCUUUGUGCCACCCGCGCCUCUUGCACCGCCACCACCACCUAGCAGAGAUCCUUGUGCCCAGGAGCAGCAGCAAGCGCAGUCAAUACAGCAGAUUCAUCAACAGCAAGAGCAACAAAUGCUUCCGCAGGCCGAGGAUCUCAGUAAGUCGAUUCGGGAGAAGUCUCAAUCGCCCCUUGAACGUGCACAGACACCAACACCAAGUCCCAUCCUACCUCCCAUUCCUGUCAUAACACCAAGUAAAUCCGUGUCCGAUCGUAAUAGAUGCCAGAGCGUAGUUCCAACGGAUCCCUCACCUGAGAAACAAGAAAAGGAGAAGCCCAAAGAUAGUCCCAAGCCAAGUCAAACGACACCCCGUCGGAAUGGCAGUGUGCGAAAGCGACAGACAAGCAAUGCAGGCAGUCCGCCAGGCGAGGAUAGAGCGGCAGAGCAUGCUGAGCAUUUGCACAUUGCCAAGCUCGUGCGUCGCUCCUCCGCUAGCAGGGAUGGCUCAUUGGGUCUGCCUGCCGGAACGGGGGCCGGAGAGUAUUCACUGGCGCAGAUGGAACGCAUCAUAGACAAGUCAUGGGAGGAUCUAAUUGAGAUAGACAAGACAUCGGAGACGUCGAAGCUUCAGCAGCUGGUGGACAAUAUUGAGAACAAGUUGACGGAUCCUAAUCAGUGCAUCUUUUGCCAAAAGGUUAUGUCUUGCCGCAGCUCCCUUCAGAUGCAUAUUAGAACCCACACAGGUGAAAGACCCUUUCGCUGCAAGAUCUGUGGACGUGCCUUUGCCACCAAAGGCAAUCUGAAGGCACACAUGAGCAUACACAAAAUCAAACCGCCCAUGCGUAGUCAGUUCAAAUGUCCUGUGUGCCAUCAGAAGUUCUCCAAUGGCAUCAUUCUUCAGCAGCACAUUCGCAUCCACACUAUGGAUGAUGGUAGCGCUGUGCAAGGUCAAGGGCAGAGCCAGAGUCUAGGAGCUGGCGAUGUCGAACGUCUGGGCAUUGAGGAUCAGAACUCAAACAAGUCAUUGGGUACUUCAGACACCCUGGACUUCUCCACCACUAUCUCUGAUCAUUCAGGACAACGUUCCGAGUCGUCGCAGGGCGGCGACUUCGAUGAGUUCAUGACCAUGGACAGCACAGACGAUUCGCGUGACAAUUCGAGUGCCACAACAAUCACCACAACGCCUCUGGACAGAGAAAGAGAUCGAGACAGACGACCCACUGCUCAUGAUUGCUGUGAUGAACGUUCCAGAUCCGAUUUGGAGGGUGGUGGACGCGAAAGUACCAACGGUACCGAACUGCCUCCCAUGGAUCUCUCAUCUCCAUCGUCGGCAGCUGCGGCAGCGGCCCGUCUCUUUGGCGUAAACAACGGUGGAGCGGUGUUACCCAUGCACGGCAUGCCCCUGCUACCCCCAAAUCUGCUGUUGAUGGCCGCAGCUCGCGAGGAGAUGCACGCCCUAGGACAGGCACAUGCCAAGUUUCCGCUGUUGCCCUUCGGACCGCUCGGAUUUAUGGGUCUGCAACCGCCCCCCAAUGUGUGCAACUUGUGCUUCAAGAUGCUACCCAGUCUCCCCGCCUUGGAGGCCCAUCUGCAAUGCGAACAUGCCAAAGAAGUUACAAUUCCCUCGGUCCGCACCCACACUAACGAAGCGACGUCACCACACGCAGCCAAGCUCUCUCUCAAUCCAAAUCUGUUUGCCAAGAAGUCAAAGCCGCCAUCGACGCCGACACCAACGCCGACGCCGACUGUGACUCCAACUCCAAAUCCGAUGCAGGAGCUGAUGCUGGCGCCGGCGGAGUCAGUGGCAACUAAUGCGGCGUCCAUCAAAGAAGAUCCCGACUCCCAGCAGCUGCUGGCCGAUGAGGCAGGCUGCGAGGGGAGUGCUGCAGCUGCUGUCACGUGCAACAACAAUCCUACAACAACGAACAACAGUAGCGCGGGCUUUCAGCAGGAGAGUGCAGCCGAUGCGGAACAGUCCCUGAUGAAGAUGCAGCUGCAUGCUCAUCGCUUUCCAGCUAGUCCGCUGGACUUUCAACAGGCCUUGAUGUCAGCCGGGCCGCCCAGCUCCAGCCUCGAUCCGCCAAUAAACAAUAAGCAUUUCUGCCACGUUUGCCGGCGCAACUUUAGCUCCAGUUCCGCGCUCCAGAUCCACAUGCGAACCCACACCGGAGACAAGCCCUUUCAAUGCAAUGUGUGCCAGAAGGCUUUCACUACCAAGGGUAACCUCAAGGUUCAUAUGGGCACGCACAUGUGGACCAAUCCAACAUCGCGUCGUGGUCGUCGCAUGUCCUUGGAGCUGCCUAUGCGACCUGGACCUGGAACUGGUCCUGGUUCUACUGGAGCCCAUGGAACAGCCACUGCCGAGCAGGAAUUUAUGCAGCGUCGACCUGAACUAUUCUUUCCCUAUUUGCCACCAUUUUUCAACGGAAUGCCCCCCAAGCCUGGUGAACUAAGUCCUGGUGCCUUUGGAAACAUACCGCCUCCGCAUUUUGCCAACGGUGCAAAGUAUCCAUAUCCACCGGGUCUGCUGAGUUUUCCAGGCUUUCUAGGUGCAGGCCAGCAUCCCCAUCCGCAUCCCCAUCCAUACGCCAUGGAACGAAGGAGUACCAGCAAGUCGCCAACAUCGGAGCCCGCACAGAGUCCAUCGUCCCGUGAGGAUGAAGGAUCGCUGGGCAGCAAUAUCUGGCAUCCCUUGAGUAGCAUCAAGCUAGAGAACAAUCAAAAUGAGAGUACUGGCAACCAAAGCGAACUCGAUCAAGAUCUGGAACAGGAGGACAAUGGAGAUGGCGAUGGAGUAGAAACUGGAGUUAGAGAUGUCGAUGAGAAUGCCGAUGUUGAUCCGGAGGCGGGCGUUACAGAGCUUUCAGAUCUAAUGGCUAGGUCGGAGAAGUAGCCGAUGAUGAAUGAUGAAUUUGGCCGAUUGAAACACACAUGGUUUUUGUGGACUACAUAUCUUGAGCAUAAAACUACGCUAAGCUUGAUUUAGCACACACACACAGACAUAGUCACACCCCCACACACACAAACACACCUACACAAACACUAGCAUAUAUACGCGGUAUAUACGAUAUAUAUUAGUAUAUGGGAUAUAUCAUCUGUGUCUAUAUAAAUAUAGUACGAGUAAUUGAUA
Molecule: messenger RNA, 5573 nt
Organism: Drosophila nasuta
Lineage: Eukaryota; Metazoa; Arthropoda; Insecta; Diptera; Drosophilidae
Gene: salr
Product: spalt-related
Exons: 7
Coding region: 1062-5336 (1424 amino acids)
Biological process (GO): regulation of transcription by RNA polymerase II
Cellular component (GO): nucleus
Molecular function (GO): RNA polymerase II cis-regulatory region sequence-specific DNA binding; DNA-binding transcription factor activity, RNA polymerase II-specific
Source: RefSeq, a predicted model, not a curated record